AUUUAAUCUGUUCUUUUUAGCUACACUGUUGAACUGAUAAAUAAAUUAGAGCAAUAAAUUAGAGCGAGAAAAAAUAUAUUUGUCUCAUUCUAACUUGUUGCACCGGUUCAGCAAUACGGCUAAAAAGAACACACCAAUUGAUUCAAACAUGUCCUAACCUCUCAGAGUUUGGUACAUUGCUGUGCAGUCCUUGUUGGAUUUUUUAUUCAUACGACAUUGCACGGAAACAAUCUCUUGAAUCACACAAUCGAAAAAGAUCCUCGAUACCAUGUUUUUAACGAACGCAUUAUUAAAACCGAAGAGCAAAAAUAUCCUGGUCGCGGUACAAAGUGUCAUAACCGGUCACACUCGAGUACACGUUCGAGAGAGAUUGGGCGACAAGCUUGAAUUCAUAGCCUUUGAUCCUCACAUACGAUGCAAUGCACUCUAUAAAGAAAGGAAGAAAAUACGUAGCUUGAAAUAAUAUAUACAUCUAGGUUUUAUUAUAGCUUAAACUAAAUAUAAAAGAUAAGAAUACAAGAUGGAUUAAAAAUA
Molecule: messenger RNA, 534 nt
Organism: Dinoponera quadriceps
Lineage: Eukaryota; Metazoa; Arthropoda; Insecta; Hymenoptera; Formicidae
Gene: mRpL33
Product: 39S ribosomal protein L33, mitochondrial
Exons: 3
Coding region: 269-463 (64 amino acids)
Cellular component (GO): mitochondrion
Source: RefSeq, a predicted model, not a curated record